GGCGGUGGCGCCGCCGGGGGCCGGGAAGCGUCGGCGCAGUCGUGCGGGGCGGUGGCAGCGGCCGUGGGGCAGUGGCGGUGCGGCGGCCAUCAUGUCGCGGGAGUUCGAGCUGUGCCCCGGGCGGCGCGUGGGCGGCGAGCAGCCCUGCUUCAUCAUCGCGGAGAUCGGGCAGAACCACCAGGGCGACCUGGCCAUCGCCAAGCGCAUGAUCCGCAUGGCCAAGGAGUGUGGCGCAGACUGUGCUAAAUUCCAGAAGAGCGAACUGGAGUACAAGUUCAACAAGAAAGCCUUAGAAAGACCCUACACCUCUGAACACUCCUGGGGAAAGACCUAUGGGGAGCACAAGCGUCACUUGGAGUUUAGUCAUGAGCAAUAUAGAGAGCUAAAGAAGUACGCAGAGGAGAUUGGCAUUUUCUUCACAGCUUCUGGCAUGGAUGAGAUGGCUGUGGAAUUUCUACAUGAACUCAAUGUUCCAUUUUUCAAAGUAGGAUCAGGAGAUACAAACAAUUUUCCAUAUUUGGAAAAGACUGCAAAGAAAGGUCGCCCAAUGGUGAUCUCCAGUGGGAUGCAGUCGAUGAACACAAUGCACCAGGUUUACCAGAUUGUGAAGCCCAUCAAUCCAAACUUCUGCUUCCUGCAGUGCACCAGUGCAUACCCACUUCAGCCAGAGGAUGUCAAUCUACGUGUUAUAUCGGCAUACCAGUCAGCUUUUCCGGAUAUCCCCAUUGGCUAUUCAGGGCAUGAAACUGGCAUAGCCAUUUCAGUGGCAGCUGUUGCUAUGGGUGCUAAAGUAGUGGAACGCCACGUGACUCUUGACAAAACGUGGAAAGGAAGUGACCACCAAGCAUCCCUGGAGCCAAAUGAACUGGCAGAGUUAGUGAAAGCCAUCCGUACUGUGGAAAAAGCAAUGGGUUCACCAAUCAAACAGCUCCUGCCCUGUGAAAUGGCUUGCAAUGAAAAGCUGGGAAAAUCUGUUGUGGCCAAAGUGACAAUUCCUGAAGGUGCAGUACUGACACUUGACAUGCUGACAGUGAAGGUGGGAGAGCCUAAGGGAUUUCCCCCAGAAGCCAUCUUUGAUCUGGUGGGCCAAAAAGUUAAAAAAAAAAUCGAAGAAGAUGAAACCAUCACUGAGCAAGCAGUGGAAAACCAUGUCAAAAAAGUGAAGUGCUAAACCAAAGCACUUGAUUCCAUAUUUCAUGAUGAAGUACUGCACUACUGCACAACGUUUUAAGUACAACAGCAUGGUAGAUUAGAAGAAGGGGAUAUUAUUAGGAUCCAAGCAAGUUAGAAUUUUCAAGUUCUUAUUAGCAGGAAGUUUCUGAAACAAGGGGAUAUAAAUAAUGAAGACUAAUUUUAUUAGAAACCAUAUAGCAUUGUGUCUAGAAAAUACCAUGCUCCUCCUUUCACCAUUCCACUUAAUUUAUGCUAAUUUGGAGUUUUGCCAAAUCUAAGAUCACAGUCUGCUGCUUUCCAGCUUCCCUUUUCUGGGAAGAAUAUAAUACAUCACAAUAAUUUUGCUACGCUUUAAAUGGUCCUAACCCUGUAUCUUUUGAUGUUCCUCUCUUUCUGUCAUUUUCCUCACCCCUGUGAUAACAGCAUGUUAGCUGGAGUUGAAUGCAGAUAAGCGAAAGUUUACAUACACUGAACAGAAAACUACACCACUGAUGUUUUUUUCUCAAGAUGAAAGCCUUAGAAAGUCUCAAGGUAAAGCAGUGGGUUGCAGGAAUCUGCACUCGGGGGAAAACGAGUUCCUUGAGACAGCUACAUUCUCAGGAGAGAGUACCAAGAAUGGAAGCAAACCGGCUAUGUAGAAGGGUCCCAUUUAAGGGGCCAGAGAAAGAGCCUUUUUGCACUUUUUGUGAACUGAAAGGCAAAAGGGCGAGCCAGACAGAGUAAGGGGGGGGAAAAAUAGAUCUGAGAUGGAUCAGUGGAAAUAAACCUAAGCUACGCUUCAGAAAAACAUUAAAUGCAUCUGUUGUGAGCUGAGUGAAGCCUGAAAUCUUAAAUCAAUUCUGCAGGGCAUUUGGAUACCUCUAUUUGUAGCUGGGGGCAACAUCCCAGGUAGGAAGCCAAAUGCUGGUGAAAAUUCAGUAGCCUCCUUCCUGUAUUAACAAGCAAAUACAUUGGGUUGGGUUUUUUUUCCCCCCGACACUAGUGUCCAAGGGAGCUGAGACUGGCUGCCUGACUAGAUCACAUCACUAGGUUUCAGCAUGAAGGUCAGUGCUCCUCUUGUGUGCUCUGCCCUUGCAUCACUUUUCAACACAGAUGUGCCAUCCCACUCCUGUCAGCCCGCUGCUCUUCCCUUUGUCCAGGAAGGAGCCACAUAGCAGCAGCUGCAAACAGGCAUCCCUCAAUUAGCUUAGGUUAGUGCUGAACUGCUUUGAUAUAACUAAUCUGUGUUUUUCUCUGGUGGAAUGAUUUAUUAGUGAUGUUUAUUUGGAACUUGCUACCUCUUGGUCACGAGUUGAAGUAUGUUGAAUUUGGUGGUGGUGCUUCUGUACCUGUGAGCCGUUCACUUUCAAAAUGUUUAUCGUUCUGCAAUUCUGAGGAAACUGUAUUCAUAUCUUUAAACUGGAAAGCAGAUAUUCUUUGAAUCAUGUGCUUGACCGUAUAUAGGAGCUCUGAUUGACGCAGUAUACUUGCCUUACAUUAAAAAA
Chroicocephalus ridibundus (black-headed gull) is the source of this 2657-nucleotide messenger RNA. RefSeq names its product N-acetylneuraminate synthase (gene NANS). Gene Ontology annotation, molecular function: N-acylneuraminate-9-phosphate synthase activity. Lineage: Eukaryota; Metazoa; Chordata; Aves; Charadriiformes; Laridae. The record is from RefSeq and is a predicted model, not a curated record. Gene Ontology annotation, biological process: carbohydrate biosynthetic process. Bases 92 to 1171 code for a protein of 359 amino acids. The transcript has 6 exons.